Nematolebias whitei (Rio pearlfish) is the source of this 600-nucleotide messenger RNA. Its product is annotated as integumentary mucin C.1-like. The coding region runs from base 1 to 600 and encodes 199 amino acids. Lineage: Eukaryota; Metazoa; Chordata; Actinopteri; Cyprinodontiformes; Rivulidae. The record is from RefSeq and is a predicted model, not a curated record. The transcript has a single exon.
AUGUCAACCACUACAAUUGUCACAACCACCGCUACAUCAAUAGUAUCAACAAUGUCAACCACUGCUACAUCAUCAGUAUCAACAAUGCCAAACACUACAACAUCCACUGCUGCCACUUCAGCAUCCACAACUACAACACCAACCACUAUAACCACUACAAUGCCAAAAACACCAACCAUUAAACCACCUACCACAACCACUACACAAACCACCACAACAACCACUUCAAACAUUCCGAUUACCACACCAAUCACCACAACUAGAUCACAAACCACUACAACUACGACAAUGCAAACCACCCCAACCACCUCACUAUCCACUACAACCAACACAAUGCCAAACUUCAUUACCACAACGCUAACCACUACAAGCACCACCUUAACAACACCAACCACUACAACUAAGAUAGCAACCACCAUGUCAACAACAACAGUUCCAACUACUACAACCACUACACCAACCAUUACAACCACAUUGCCAUCCGCUACAGCUACCACAACAUCCAUUACCGAAACUUCAACCACCACUCCAACUACCACAACUACAACACCAUCUACCACAAUGCCAGCAACUACAACUACCUCACCAACCACCACAUGA